GCUCGCUCGAAAAUAAUUGGCUCUGCUCGCUCGCAGAUCGCAAGCUCUCAACAGUCGGAGCAUUUAUCGGGAAGCCCUCCCAGACCAGUGGAAUAAUAGCCCGUGUUUAUAUUCAUUUCAGGAAAUAUCAACAAAACUCCCACCUGCAUUUGGCUACAUUUCAAAUCAUCGAAAUGACAUCUCCGGCCCGCAUCCUACUUCUACAGAAUCAAUGCAGAUCAUCAUUCCAGAACAAAUGGGAACAAGCGAUUCGAAGAGGCGGGCAUCCCGAAUUCCUAUUACUCUAAAAAUAGGCCUACCAUGAGCAAAGAACAAUUUUGCGAGUGAGCCAGUCGAUAAAGUUCUCCGAACCUCUACAAACUUUCAUUCCAUCAUCUUUUUAGUGCAUUAUUUAUUCAAAUUGGAUAUGCCAUAACAAUGGAACUUAACGUUGAACUAAUACUGGCAGUAUUUUCAUGGAUAUUCUUCAUCAAUAAUUAUGUACUGUCGUGUGACGAUGGAUGCGCAACGGAAGGACAGAAUUAUACCCCAAUAGAGGAGGUUCCGGAGCGGAUGGUAUUAUUUCAAUAUCACCCGAUUAAAGUUGGACAUGUGAGAUAUAUUGAGAUCGAACCAGGCAGAUAUGUACAGAUGAAAACACUUGCGAUGCAUCCACCCAUAUUUGAAAUACCUAACUUUUUGACUCACGAAGAAACAAACUACAUCAAACGAGUGGCUUCCGAAAGCGGGCUUCAAACUAGUAGAACUGCCUUUAAAGGAUCCCUAACGAACAAUGAUGCCGAGUCAUUGAUGUCUCAUGCUCAUUUACACGGUUAUAACGAGACAUUUUGGAAAGACAAACUAUCGAUUUGCGAUACGGACAGUGAUCUCCUGCUCGAUCAAGCCGAAGCGUUACGAUGUCUACCCGAUCUCCGUCAGCAGAACGUGUCGGAAGCAAUGCUGGAUUUAAUGAUGGGCGAUUUGCAGCUCGACUAUGAUUCGGACGCUCGGUUCGACGCGAAGGAAUUGUGGCAAGUUUCGGAAAUGCCGAGUGUUGCCGAAGAUAUCCGAACAUGGCUGGAGAGGUGGAGGAGAGAAGGGCAGGAAGGGAGGAUGGUCAAAAAAUGGAAAGGGAGGACUAGAGUCAGUGAUCAGACCUGGAUAAGCUCUAAUACCGAACGUGGACAUCCUCUUCAAAACAUCCAGGAAAGGAUUGUCGCACUUACAAGACUUUCUCCAGAAAUAGUGCAGACGAGCGAAUCAAUGCAAGUCGUGCGUUAUCGCCCAGGCGGACAUUACCACGCCCAUUUUGACAGUAGUGAGGUGACGUCAGACCUCGAGUGCAGACAUACGGGUAUUACUUUCAACCAAUCACGUGAGGCGCCAUUCCACGAGGAACGUUGCCGCUACUGCAGGAUGAUAACAAUACUCUACUAUUUAAAUGAUGUAGAUGAGGGAGGGGAGACUGCAUUUCCUUUCGCAGACAUGGACAUCAAUACACCUGAGUAUGAGAGAAAGCUGGAAUAUGACUACACGGACCUGACUGACCAUUGUCACGAUAGCAGUCUAGUGGUCAAGGCAGAGCGAGGCAAGGCAAUCAUGUGGUAUAACCACAACCUUGACCCUCAAACAGGUUGGCUCGGGACGAGCAGGGGCCACUCACUGCACGGGGGUUGUGAAGUCAUCCGUGGGGUCAAAUGGAUCGCCAAUAACUGGAUUUCAGUUGACGACGUGUACAAUAGACAACAGCGAUAUAUGGACGAACUCAGACCAUUCAUUCGUGCAGCAUCACUUCAUUCCAAGCCACGGAAAAGUACAGCAGGAUUAUCUCAACAUGCUCAAAAUAAAUCGAAACAUUCUCCCAAACUAGAAAAGAAUACAAACAAUUCGUCUUGUGAUUCGAGAAAAGAUGCUUAUAAUAAACAAGAUCCAAUCGAGCCUACAUGUACACUGUCAACGUUUGAUGAAAGAUGAUGGUAAAGUGGAACAUUUUGGUCUUUCAGAAGGGGCUGGCCAAAAACAUGAGUAGCAUUUCAGCAUUAUGUUAAUGGUAAAGUUUCUUCAUUGAUAUGAUCAUACUCACGCAAUAAUGCAAUGAACCCAUAAAGGAAAUUCCAAGAUUUGAAAUGAUUUAUAUCUCGGGCGGAUUUAUGUUGCCUUUGGAUUUCCUCUGUUGAUAAUCUCUUGCCAAAUUUCCGAUAAUUAAAUUGAAAGAGAGUCUCUUUCAAUUUGAAUUAUCGGAAAUGUAAGAGACAUCUAAUGAAAGAUAACUUGGACGUGCCGUUUUCCCCUAAAUAAGAGAGAACUGGAACUCAUUGAUUGAUCGGACCAACCUCAAUUGUAUGGAAAUCCAUCAACGCCAUAACUUUUUUCUUUGGGAAAUCUUCACAAUGUCUUUAGAAAACAAAAAGCAGACUGAAUUGUCAAGAAAACAGUGAAUGUAUGAAUAUACAUCAUACCUAGAAAAUAACAUGUAGUUCAGAUGUUGACAUUGCUGGCCUUCCAUAGUUGUGAUUGAUUGAAUCAAUGGUAACUCUUUGUAAGACGAGGCCCCGAUCAUCAUCUAUGUGGUACAGACCUCAGACAACUAAAUUAUUAUUAUCAUAAAUGUUUGUAACGAGGUAAUUUCAAUA
Molecule: messenger RNA, 2612 nt
Organism: Lytechinus variegatus (green sea urchin)
Lineage: Eukaryota; Metazoa; Echinodermata; Echinoidea; Temnopleuroida; Toxopneustidae
Product: transmembrane prolyl 4-hydroxylase-like
Exons: 9
Coding region: 418-1953 (511 amino acids)
Biological process (GO): peptidyl-proline hydroxylation to 4-hydroxy-L-proline
Cellular component (GO): endoplasmic reticulum
Molecular function (GO): L-ascorbic acid binding; iron ion binding; procollagen-proline 4-dioxygenase activity
Source: RefSeq, a predicted model, not a curated record